Molecule: messenger RNA, 2948 nt
Organism: Dromiciops gliroides (monito del monte)
Lineage: Eukaryota; Metazoa; Chordata; Mammalia; Microbiotheria; Microbiotheriidae
Gene: SLC25A19
Product: solute carrier family 25 member 19
Exons: 7
Coding region: 183-1154 (323 amino acids)
Biological process (GO): thiamine pyrophosphate transmembrane transport
Cellular component (GO): mitochondrial inner membrane
Molecular function (GO): thiamine transmembrane transporter activity
Source: RefSeq, a predicted model, not a curated record
GUGAGGUGGCAAGUAGUUCGCUGUCAUUGGACUGGAGGCCCGUCACUUACGGCGGAGCGAGCGCUGCUGGCUCUUGCCUGGCGACGUCUGGUAAAGGAAAGACUGGAGCGCGGAACCGGAACCGGGCUGAGCCUGCGGAGCUGGCUUAAUACGGAUGGACAUUGCAUGUGAGAAAGGCAGGGAUGGUCGGUUAUGACCCCAAACCAACUAGGAAGAAAAUUUCCAAGGCGGAUGUGGCAGUGGCUGGGUCUGCCUCUGGACUUGUUACUCGGGCCUUAAUCAGCCCCUUGGAUGUCAUCAAAAUUCGUUUCCAGCUUCAGGUUGAGUGUCUGUCAUCCAGUGAUCCACAUGCAAAAUACUAUGGGAUAAUACAGGCAGCAAGGCAGAUCCUGAAGGAGGAAGGCCUAACAGCGUUCUGGAAGGGGCAUAUUCCAGCUCAAAUUCUCUCCAUAGGCUAUGGAGCUGUCCAAUUCGUGACCUUUGAGCUCCUGACUGAACUGGUCCACAGAACUGUGUGGCAGGACACACGUGACUUCUCAAUGCAUUUUGUGUGUGGUGGCCUCUCUGCCUGUGCGGCCACUCUGGCAGUGCAGCCUGUUGAUGUUCUCCGAACUCGUUUUGCUGCUCAGGGUGAGCCCAAGAUCUACAGAAACCUCCGUCAUGGUGUGAUGAUGAUGUACAAGUCUGAAGGCCCCUUGGCUUUCUACAGAGGCUUGCCACCCACUUUGAUUGCCAUCUUCCCUUAUGCGGGGUUCCAGUUCUCUUUUUAUAGCGCCUUGAAGCAGGUCUACGAAUGGGCCAUUCCAGUUGACGGAAAGAAAAAUGCGAACCUCAAAAAUCUGCUAUGUGGCAGUGGAGCUGGGGUCAUCAGCAAGACUCUUACAUAUCCCCUGGACCUCUUUAAGAAGAGGUUGCAGGUGGGUGGCUUUGAGAAAGCCCGGGAACCCUUUGGACAGGUUCGAAAGUAUAAGGGCUUCCUCGACUGUGUCCAGAAGAUUUUCCAAGAAGAGGGCACCCAGGGUUUUUUUAAAGGCCUCACUCCCAGCUUGCUGAAGUCUGCUGUGUCCACUGGAUUAGUGUUCUUCUGGUAUGAGUUAUUCUGUCACCUCUUAAGCUGCAGAAACACCUCGGACACCAGCAGACAGGAAAAGUGAGCCAAAGUCUUGGGCUUCAGCAGACUCCAAAAGAGAAGUAAGACUGUUUUCUUGGUGCACUGUGGGGUGCCCCUUUGUCCAUUACCUCCAAGCUGUUCACUCUGAACAGCUCCCAUCUUCACUCAGUCUGUAUGUUGCCAACAAGGGAACUACUCUUUUCCUUUACAGUUUUUAGGGAAAGCUUGGAGGUUGGCGUGUAUGAUGUGGCUUUUACUUUCUCCCAUUAGACAACGAGGUAGAAAGAGGACCUGACUUCCUUGUUUUACCUUUAUCCACUAGACACUUGAAGAGAACAGAUGAGGUGCUAUAUCUGCACCCUCCCAAGACUGAGAUUUGAGCAGUUCUAGGGCCGGUGUCUGACACUAGAGGAGAUCCUUGUCCUGUUUUAAUUGUCAGACCUUGGAUUUCUCGCUUCAGAGAGUCUUUUCUCCUCCCUGCCCACACACCUAACUUCUUUUCUCUUCUCUCCCAAGCCACCUCCACGAUUUCUGUUGCUUAUUUGUUCUCCUUCUGUGGCUAAGAGGAAGAAAUGACUGUGUCUUCAGCCAUUCUAACGUCAGGCAGAAGGUGCAGGGGGUAAAGGCAGUCCCUGCCUUCUCCAGAUUCCAUUUUCUGAACAACUUUUAUCUCCCUCCAUUGCAACUCUCAUUCCCCGCUGCCCCCCAGAAGCAGCUUUGCUUUUUGUACAUUAAGGAGAGUCAGUGCCGAAUUGAGUGACCUCCCAUAUCCCCAGCUGCUUGGAGAUUGAUGUCCAGGCAGAGACACGAUUCUAGUGUUCUCUCUGCAUGGACCAGACUGUUCACUGACAGCCUCCUCAUGGGCACUGGACUGUGGGAACAAAGUAAAAGAUGACAGGGACUUAAAGAAAGUGGUAGUGAGCAGAUGGGUAUGGAAGGGUGGGGGAAGGGAUAUACCGAACACUCAUUUCCUAAAAUAACACUUCCAAGGAAAUUUGGGGGAAUGGAGGCUGCUGUCCCUCUGUGGUGUUCAGAUUUGGCUCUGAACAGGCCAAGGUGAUGACCGUGAGCUUGCCCUGUGAUCUGCAUGGAACCCCUUGUGAAGCUUAGCAGAGAUGACUGUUCUCACUCGGUGAUCUGCCGAGGGCAGGGUUCACACAGGGAACCCACAAUAGAUAUUUAGAAUCACAGGGGAAAUGGCAGUUGGGUGUGUGGGAGUUGAGGAGAACUGAGGCAGACCACAGCAGCCAGACUCCUUGCUGUCACCCAUGCUCGUGCUCACCAGGUGUUCGAGGGCCUAAGCCCCAGAGCCUGGCUCAGCAGUGAGAGAAUCCUACCUGAAUGAGGAUUAUUUUGAUUUUUCCUCAAUAUGGGGUUAUUAGAGGGAACCAGAAGGGUUACUUUGAUCAGUGGAUCCAAGGAAAGGGGCCUUAAUUGUCCUUGAUGCUGCCUCUGAGGUAACAACUCUUCCAGGCUGCAGAAUAUGCACUGACCAUAAUACCCUCAAACAGGGGGGACUACAAUUAACAUGGGGUGGGUGGUCUUUAAUAACUGGUUUAUAAUUUCUGUUUCAUUCAAUCUGUGUCUCAGGCUUGUGACAAGGCCCUCAGCAGUAUUGGAGGGUGGGAAACUUUACUUUCCAGAAAACCUUUUCCUGUACCCUGGAUACUGUUAUGUGAGUGAGCAGACACUGCUGUCGAAAGCCUUCACAUCAGGGGCCCUGGCCUGGCAUCCAAGGUUUUGCCUCUUCGGGGCUGCUGGGAAGGCGGCUUCCUGAAUGUAUUUUAUACACUUCCAAAGUCAACACAUCUGUGCCCAAACAUAGUAAAAUUCUAUU